Molecule: messenger RNA, 1538 nt
Organism: Triticum dicoccoides
Lineage: Eukaryota; Viridiplantae; Streptophyta; Magnoliopsida; Poales; Poaceae
Product: GPN-loop GTPase 3-like
Exons: 10
Coding region: 269-1114 (281 amino acids)
Molecular function (GO): GTPase activity
Source: RefSeq, a predicted model, not a curated record
ACCGUCGCGCCGGCCGCACUCCCCGCCGCCCCCCUCCCCCUCGCCUUCCCUCCGGAGCCCACCCCGCAGCUCGGCGACCUCCACGGCGUACAUCAGCCGGUCUGCGAUGACCCUCGUCGGGAUUUUCCUCGCAGCCCUCAUCUGGUGCGCCGCCUACGUCGCCGCCGCCAUCUCCUCAGUCUUCUAGUCCCCCCUUUCUCCGGCAACUCCGCCCCCACAAGCCCAACCCUACCCCCGUCUUCAAUCCUUUGGUAGCCCAACGCCUACCAUGGGUUUCGCGCAGCUCGUCAUCGGCCCCGCCGGCAGCGGCAAGUCGACCUAUUGCUCUGGUUUGUAUCAACAUUGCGAGACAGUGGGCAGGAGGAUUCAUAUGGUCAAUCUGGAUCCAGCUGCAGAGCACUUCAGCUACCCUGUAUCUACUGAUAUUAGAGAGCUCAUAUCACUGGAUGAUGUCAUGGAGGAGCUUGGGAUGGGACCAAAUGGCGGCCUCAUCUAUUGCAUGGAGCACCUUGAAGACAAUUUGGAUGAUUGGUUGGAUGAACAAUUAGAAAACUACUUGGAUGAUGACUAUCUUGUGUUUGAUUGCCCAGGCCAAAUUGAACUCUUCACUCAUGUUCCAGUUCUGCGUAACUUUGUUGAGUAUCUGAAAUGGAAAAAUUUCACUGUUUGCGCUGUGUACCUUUUGGACUCACAGUUUGUCAGUGAUGUCACAAAAUACAUUAGCGGUUGCAUGGCUUCUCUUUCUGCUAUGAUUCAACUCGAGCUUCCUCAUAUCAACAUCCUUUCUAAGAUGGACCUUGUUUCCAAUAAAAAGGAUGUAGAAGACUAUCUGAACCCUGAGGCACAGGUUCUUCUGCCACAGCUGAAUCGACAGAUGGCGCCUCGGUUUCACAAGUUAAACAAGGCUUUAGCUGAACUGGUUGAUGAUUACAACAUGGUGAAUUUCAUACCACUUGAUUUGAGGAAGGAGAGCAGUGAUCGAAGGAACCCUUUGCCACUUGAGUUUCUGAUCCUUGGACAUGCUACUUCUACUAGUAUGUAUCUGGAUACAACUUUAACAUUUAUCUGGAAGACACAUUCCCUUAUUGCCAGAUUCAAAUUUCUGGUGGGGUGAUGCAUUCAGUAUGUGCUGUCAAAUAUCGACAACUGCAUCCAGCACGGGGAAGAUGCUGAUGUGAAAGUUAGGGAUUUCAUUCCUGAGGAUGAUGAUUGACCAUUUGAUCAAGCAGAAGCAACAAAUUAGUCUGUAUCAUGUAGUGUGGGUCCAUGGGAGGAGGAAUUCACCGCCACGGUAACGUUGAACGGGCAGAAGCGAUGUUUAUCUGUUUCAAUCGUUGGUCGAAAAAACAACACACAAUGCAUCUGCAGAGUGUCACCUUAUGCUUGUGUGGUUGGUAAUUACCAAUUGCUUUUAAAAAGUCCUCUUCCGGAGCUCUUGAAUGGCACCAGACAUGAGUGGUACUGUAAUACCAUGGUACUGUAAUACCUAAAAUUGUGUAUGCACCGUUGCAUCAAUUCUGCUUCUUUAUUUCUGAACA